GGCUUGGCGUCGCCGCGUCGUCGGCUUCAAACAUUGAAGAAGUAAAGAUCGGGCGAAGGAGAAGAAGAACUUGGGAUCUGAAUUGGCGAUGAGAAGAGGGACGAAGGGCUCGGCGGCAAAGGAGCAGGGGUUCGAAGGAAGAAUAAAAUUUACAUUAGGAUUGGGAGUGCAGUUGAACUUUAAACAAAUAAAUUGAGAGGGAGGUGACUAGCAAGAAAGGAUCUAGGAGAAUUUCUCAUGUCUUGAAUUGUCAUUUUUCAUUUUAACUUCACAUCACACAUCGUUACAAGUUAGUGCAACUGGAACUUGCUGUGCCGAGUCCUCAUUGUACAACACUUAUGAUUUCUCUUAUAGAUCAAUGCUUCCCAGCUAGGAUUUCACACCUUGCUUGCAGAUUCACAUCCUCGCUUGCUUUGAUCGGAAUGUCAUACCCUAUUUCUCAUGAACAUGAAGAGAACUCCAAACCUUUGGGCCCUUUUAAGCUCUUCAGUGAUCACAGAAUGUCAAGACAGCCCAGCAUUAGAAGCACAAAAAUCUUACACGCCUACCUGGUCAAAAUUGAUGCAUUGCAAUCCAAUGUAUUUUUCACAAACUCUUUGCUCAACUUGUACUGUAAAUCUUCUGCGAUGGUUGUUGCCUGCAAGCUGUUUGAUUCAAUUACUCUUCCAAAUAUUCAGUCUUGGAAUAUCAUGAUAUCUGGUUACAAUGGCAAUUCCAUGUAUGAGAAAUCAUGGGAGAUGUUUUGUCAGAUGCAUUCAAUUGGUGAGGAGCUAAAUGAGUUUACUUAUGGGAGUGUUCUCUCAGCCUGUGCUGCCUUGCAAGCUUCAGCAUUAGGUAAGCAAGUUUAUUCACUUGCAAUGAAAAAAGGGUUUGUUUUUAAUGGUUAUGUCCGCACUGGGAUGAUAGAUAUGUUUUCCAAGAAUUGCAGCUUUGAAGAGGCUCAAAGGGUCUUUUUUGAUGUUUCAUGUGAUAACAUGGUUUGUUGGAAUGCUAUGAUUUCUGGGGCAGUUAGAAAUGGAGAGUACUGGGCCGCCUUAAAUCUUUUUUGUCAAAUGUGUCAUCAAUCUCUAAAGCCAAAUGGCUAUACAUUUCCAAGUGUUUUGACAGCAUGCUGUUCACUCAAAGAACUGCAGAUUGGGGAAAUAAUUCAUGGACGAGUAAUAAAAUGUGUUGCUGCAGAUAUUUUUGUGGAUACUGCUAUUGUUGAUUUAUAUGCCAAAUGUGGACGUAUGGAUGAAGCUGGUAGGAAAUUCUUGCAGAUGCCAGUCCAUAAUGUGGUCUCCUGGACUGCUAUAAUUUCUGGAUUUGUGCAAGAGAAUGAUUCUAUUUCUGCACUUAAGUUUUUUAAGCAUAUGAGAGAAUCAGGGGAGGAGAUAAAUACCUAUACUGUUACUAGUGUACUUGCUGCUUGUUCCAAGCCAGGGAUGAUUGAAGAGGCAAGCCAAAUUCAUUCCUUAAUAUUAAAAUUACCUUUAAUUUCAGAGGCAACUGUCCAAGCUACCUUGAUCAAUAUGUAUGCAAAAAUAGGAGAAGUCAGACUUUCUGAUUUAGCCUUCAGUGAGAUAAAAUAUGUGAAAGAUGUGCGCAUAUGGGCAGCAAUGAUGUCUUCUUAUGCUUACAAUCAAAAUUCUAGAAAGGCGGUUGAAUUUUUUGUGUUUAUGUUGCAAGAAGGUGUUAGACCAGAUGAGUAUUGUAUGUCUAUAGUGUUAAGUAUCAUAAACUGCUUAUAUAUAGUGAGACAGAUGCAUAGUUACACUUUGAAGUCUGGACUAGUUACUAAUGCUACGGUAGGCUGUUCACUUUUCACCAUGUACUCUAAAUGUGGCUCUUUAGAGGAAUCUCAUAGAGUUUUUGAAGAAGCUCCUGACAAAGACAAUGUCUCAUGGGCCUCAAUGAUUGCUGGUUUUGUUGAACAUGGCUUUGCAGGUCAUGCUUUUCACCUAUUUAAAGAGAUGCUAUCUCAAGAAAUUUUACCUGAUUACUUGACCUUAACUGCAGUUCUAACUGCAUGUUCUGCUCUUAGUUUUCUACAGACAGGUAAAGAAAUACAUGGUUAUGCUUUUCGUUUGGGAAUGGGAACAGACACAGUUAUUGGUGGUGCACUUGUGUCCACGUACUCAAAAUGUGGAAGGUUGGAGCUUGCAAAGAGGGUGUUCAAUAUGCUACCUCAAAAGGAUAAGGUUGCGUGCUCUUCCUUAGUCUCAGGAUAUGCCCAAAAUGGCUUAAUUGAUGAGGCACUUCUGUUGUUCCGUGAUAUGAUCUUGACUGAUUUACCCAUUGACACCUUCAUAAUUUCAUCUGUCCUGAGGGCCAUUGCACUGUCAAAUAGAUCAUCAGCUGGGACUCAACUGCAUGCCUACAUUGAAAAAUUGGGCUUGCAAUCAGAUGUAUAUGUUGGUAGUUCACUAGUGACCAUGUACUCAAAAUGUGGAAGUUUGGAGGAUUGCUGCAAAGCAUUUGACCAUAUUGAGAAGCCUGAUUUGAUAGGUUGGACAGCAAUUAUUGUGAGCUAUGCUCAACAUGGUCAAGGUUCCAAAGCCUUAGCUACCUAUGAACUCAUGAGAAGAGAAGGCAUUCAACCUGAUGCAGUAACUUUUGUGGCAGUGUUAUUGGCUUGUAGUCAUAGUGGGCUGGUUGAAGAAGCCUUCUUCUAUCUUAAUUCAAUGGUCAGAGACUGUGGCAUUAAGCCUUGUCAUCGUCAUUUUGCCUGUAUUGUUGAUCUUCUUGGUCGAUCAGGUAGACUAAAAGAGGCAGAAAACUUCAUUAACACUAUGCCUGUAAAGCCUGAUGCUUUAAUUUGGGGAACACUCCUCGCAGCUUGUAAGGUCCAUGGUGAUUAUGAGCUUGGGAAGUUAGCAGCCCAAAAAGUAAUGGAAUUGGAGCAAUGUGAUGCUGGGGCUUAUGUUUCCUUCUCAAACAUUUGUGCGGAUUUAGGACAGUGGGAUGAAGUCCUUAGAAUUCGUGGGUUGAUGAAAGGAUCUGGGACAGCUAAAGAGCCUGGUUGGAGCUUUGUUUUGGCGAACACUCCUUCCAGAAUCAUCAGGGAUGUCACUUGACAACACGAGCAAACUGCUGGAUUGAUGUUUGAUCUCGAACCUAUUGUUGAGCAUAUUAAUGCUUAUCCAGAACAUCUUGAGUUUGCUUUUCAUGGUGGCUGACUUUUUGAUUCCAUUGAGAGAGUUUGCCCACGUGGCACACAGAUGCUAAUGAUGCAUAUCAUUUAUGGGUAUUGGUGUUUCCAAUUGUCUGGGUUACAUUGUAUAAGGAAGAGUUAAGUAACACUUGUCAGAUGGUCACUCAUCUGUCUAAAGAUUAUCAUUAGAGGGAGCAAGCCAGCAGAUCAAAUGUUGUGCAAGCUCUGCUCGGCCCUGAAUACCAAGUGAACUCAUCGAAUAUGUUGGGAAAACUUACAAUGUAUGGCACAUUGCACUAGCAUUGGUUGAAAAUCAUAUCAUGUUGUUCAUGAAUAACACCAAGUGCGCUGGGUAUCUAACUGAGCUUUAUCGCUUGCUUAAUGAAGAUGUGAGGUGUGGUUUAUGGAAGAAAUGAGUGAUCAUUACAGAACCUAGGCCAGGGCUUUCUAUUGUUCAAGCAUGACCGUUGGCAGCAUGCUCAAAGCCUCUUUUACUAAGCCAUGGUGAUACUGUUCCUGGUCAACUCAGUGGGAUGUGUUGGCAGACUUGAGACUUGGGCAAGACUGUUGAAAAUUAUGAAAUUCGUCUUGUGGCAGUCUUUGGCCUGAUUGGGCAUAUAUGAAGGAUUGUAAUUCCUAAAGCCCUGGUGGAAGAAACUCCAAAACUCUGAUUUAAGUAUAAUGUGCCCUUCAUGACAAAAACACAAAUGGCACGGUGGAUGUUGGCAACGUGGCAGGUAAAUGUGUUGUGAUUCUUGCUCUAGAACAAUGGUGGUAGCUGUCUGAAAUGUCCGUUCAUUCCAAAAUUUCCCUUGUGCGGCAAUUCCAACAAACAGGUGAAGUUAAGGAGUCAUCCAGAAUUCUGUUGGAUAUUUCCAAUGGAAAUGAAGGGUUUGUUUGGUUUUGUUUUCUGUUUUUAUGUUCUUAAAACAAUUAUGUACAAUAGUUUUUCAGAACAAGUUUGGAAACAAAAAAUGAAAAAAAUCUGUUUGAAUUA
Molecule: messenger RNA, 4130 nt
Organism: Prosopis cineraria
Lineage: Eukaryota; Viridiplantae; Streptophyta; Magnoliopsida; Fabales; Fabaceae
Product: pentatricopeptide repeat-containing protein At1g74600, chloroplastic-like
Exons: 4
Coding region: 339-3056 (905 amino acids)
Biological process (GO): RNA modification
Molecular function (GO): RNA binding; protein binding
Source: RefSeq, a predicted model, not a curated record